CGAGAGAGAAAUCGUAGCAGUCUUGAAAGUUCCGUCAUCGACAGCGUUGGUGUCGAGUGUGAAAAGUGCGCAGCGUGUGGCAUUUUAUCCUUCAGUGAAAAGACCCUAAAGGACUUCCGCGUGGAAUUAAUUUCUGAAAAUAUCUCUUCAAUCAGUUAAAAAUGGCCCCACCAGCAUACGCAGAUCUCGGCAAGCAGGCCCGCGAUGUCUUCAACAAGGGCUACCACUUUGGCAUGUGGAAGUUGGAUGUUAAGACGAAGACUAACUCCGGUGUCGAAUUCAACACCAGCGGUUCAUCAAACCAGGACAACGGAAAAGUGUUCGGUUCUCUCGAAACCAAGUACAAAGUCAAAGAGUACGGUCUAAACUUUUCGGAAAAGUGGAACACCGACAACACCCUGACUUCCGAAGUGUCCAUCGAGAACCAGCUGGUCAAGGGACUGAAGCUGUCCUUCGAUGGUUCCUUCGCACCACAAACUGGAAGCAAGACCGGACGUUUCAAGUCGUCCUACUCACACGAUAAGGUUCGUCUGGAUGGAGAUGUCAACGUUGACCUGGCGGGACCACUAGUGAAUGCGUCCGGCGUGUUCGCUCAUCAGGGCUGGCUGGCCGGCUACCAGGUUGCAUUUGACUCGCAGAAGUCGAAGGUUACUGCCAAUAACUUCGCCCUUGGUUAUUCCACCGGUGACUUCAUUCUGCACACCAAUGUUAACGAUGGCCGCGAAUUCGGUGGCUUGAUCUAUCAGCGGUGCAGCGACAAGCUUGAAACUGGUGUUCAGCUGUCGUGGGCCUCGGGCUCUAACGCAACUAAAUUCGGUCUGGCCGCCAAGUACGAUCUGGACAAGGAUGCUUGCGUCCGUGCCAAGGUCAACAACCAGAGCCAAAUUGGACUCGGUUACCAACAGAAGUUGCGCGAUGGUAUUACUCUGACGCUGUCCACGAUGAUUGACGGCAAGAGCUUCAACACUGGUGGACACAAGAUUGGCGUUGCUCUGGAACUCGAAGCCUAAACCGCUAGGAAAUCGUGUUCGUGUUUUAACAAACAGAUUCAAAUCUUAAAUAACUAAAAACAGAAAAAAAACAAAACUAAACAUCAAAUUACCACGUAUAGUAAAAGAAGUAAGAAAACAUUCGCAUCAAGAAGAAAGACAACUGCGCACGUGUCUGAAGGAAGAUGAUUCCCCCUGGUUUCGGGGCCAACUCUGUGCGAUUACUAGUGAAUCGGUGCUACGCAGCUGACUGUACACCGAAGAUGGUAAAAUAAUAAUUUAAAAAAUCAAAUAAAGAUGGCAAAAAAAUCAGUAAAGUAUAAAUAACUCGUUGGAAGUUUAUUGCAUUGAUGAGAAAAAUUUAGUAAGUUAAACAGUCCACUCGAACACUACUAACCUUCGAAUGCUUCAAUUGGAUAAGUGGUUACAGUUACUAUUUGCUACCUUCAGAGAUUUAGUCAACGACACAAAGUUAAGGCAUUACUCAAAUUUAACAAGUCAGAAUAAAACUACGCAAAGCCACUGGCCCACAAAACGUUCCAGCGUAAGCAAAAUUUAAACCAAACCCCAACUCAUUAGUUAGCUACCAAGAGACACAGGAUUUGCUGAUAGCACACAUUCACCCACAUAAACAUUGAUUACAAAAAAAAAAACAAAAACGGCUUUCUAUCGAUGGAAUUAAAAAAAUAAUUCCUCAACACUUUCCACUGCCAAUAUUUCGACAACUUCGGUGGGUUGGUUGAGAAAGAUACAGAACCGUACGGUCGUACUUCGUAACAGGUAUCGGAAAAGUUCUAAAAUGUUAGCACGAAAUACGUGUGCAGAUCCUGUCAUGUUGUAUAGAAAAGUGAAGUUCAAUAAAAGUGCAACCGAAAUAUUCCCAUUGCCUCAGCAAA
Uranotaenia lowii is the source of this 1885-nucleotide messenger RNA. Its product is annotated as voltage-dependent anion-selective channel-like. Bases 162 to 1010 code for a protein of 282 amino acids. The record is from RefSeq and is a predicted model, not a curated record. Gene Ontology annotation, biological process: monoatomic anion transmembrane transport. Gene Ontology annotation, molecular function: voltage-gated monoatomic anion channel activity. The transcript has 5 exons. Gene Ontology annotation, cellular component: mitochondrial outer membrane. Lineage: Eukaryota; Metazoa; Arthropoda; Insecta; Diptera; Culicidae.